This is a messenger RNA of Clupea harengus (Atlantic herring), 1888 nucleotides long. Its product is annotated as angiopoietin-1-like. Lineage: Eukaryota; Metazoa; Chordata; Actinopteri; Clupeiformes; Clupeidae. Gene Ontology annotation, biological process: blood coagulation. The record is from RefSeq and is a predicted model, not a curated record.
GCAGGGUUCACUGAGGGGGCUCUGUGGCCAGUGCUCCAUAUCCAGCUGUGUUUCAUGACUCAGCUCUCCUUCUCUCUCUCUCUGGAGUUUCUGCAACAACACGUUCCUGCCUUUGGCUCCACUGCUGGGGAAACUGGGCUGUCUGUGGGACUCAGACGCAUUUCCCCGCUGCGUGGUUCACGGAGCUGCGAGAGUCCUGCAUGCUGCUGCCAUGCGCUGGAGCAGACUUCUGUGGCUGCGGCUCUGGCUGGCUGCACUGCUGGUCUGGGUGAGAUGCAGGGCUGAUGGAGAGGAGCAGAGGCACCAGGCAGCGCGUCUGGCUGCGGGGACUGGAGACGGGGGAGGUCACAGCUCCACGCCACUCAGCCAGUGCACAUACACUUUCAUCCUGCCUGAGAUGAUGACGACAGGAGCCACUCAGCUGCCCAGCUGCCCAGGUCGGGGGGAGCCAACGCCGGGUGGCAACAGCCUUCUGGGAGAGGCAGCAGAGGAGACGCACAGCCCUGUGGUGGGGCAGCGAGUUCAGCACCUGGAGCUGGCUAUAGAGAACUACACACACUGGAUCCAGCAGAUCGAGGGCUUUGUGAGAACUAACAUCAAUGUGGAGGCAAGAAGACAAGAGCAAAGCACAGUGAAUGAUGACACGGCCGCCAUUUUGGAUAUGAGCACCAACUUGCUCUACCAGACUGCCAAACACACACGGAAACUCAUGGAUGUGGAGACACAGGUUCUGGAUCAGAGCUCCAGACUGGAGAUUCAGCUACUGGAGAAUUCUUUGUCGAACAACAAAUUGGAGACCCAGCUGUUACAACAGUCCAGUGAAAUCACCAAACUCGCUCAACAAAAUGGUGUGUUGGAGCAGCGCCUGAAUGGCAUGGAGUUGCAGCACCAGCAGCAGCUUGAGGCCCUGCUUCAGGAGCGCUCCGGUCUGCAGAAGGUGGUGCUUCAGCAGAACCAGCUGAUCGCAGAGUUGGAGAGCCGCAUGGCCCUGGUCUCCAGCGACAACAGCCUACUGGAGAACCAGCAGCAGCAGCUCAGAGAGACCAUCAGACGCCUGCAGGACAUCUGCUCCAAGGAUACAGCAGUAGAAGCCUCAAACAGCCUAGAGCAGGCUGAUGAACGCAGGAUGUUUCGAGACUGCGCUGACGUUCUCCACGCAGGGUUCAACGAGAGUGGAGUCUACACUAUUCGUCUCACAAGUCAGCAGACUGCAAAGGUAUACUGUGACAUGGAGACUGCAGGAGGAGGGUGGACUGUGCUCCAAAGGAGGCAGGAUGGCACUACAGACUUCCACAGGACCUGGGAGGAGUACAAGAUGGGCUUUGGCCCUCUCUCUGGAGAGCACUGGCUGGGGAAUGAGCUUGUGUUCCUGUUGAGCAGUCAGAGGCAGUACUCCUUACGGGUGGAGCUCACAGACUGGGAUGAGCAGCACGGCCUCUCUCAGUAUGAACACUUCCACAUCUCCAGUGAGAAACAAAAGUACAGGUUAUCUGUGAAGGGCUACAGUGGGACUGCGGGCCGACUCAGCAGCUUGGUCUCCCACGGAGCGGACUUCAGCACUAAAGAUGUGGACAAUGAUAAGUGCAUCUGCCACUGUGCACCGCUGCUCACAGGAGGCUGGUGGUUUGAUGCUUGUGGCGCCUCCAAUCUCAAUGGAGUCUACUACAGCAAAGGACAUAACACGGGCAAAAUCAACGGCAUCAAAUGGCACUAUUUUAAGGGCCCCAGUUACUCUCUUCAAAAGACCACCAUGAUGAUCCGACCGCUGGACUUUGGAGACAGUCUCAGAGGACUGAAAACUGGUCGUGAUGCAGCUCUUCAGCUCGAUAAGGAACUUACUGGAUGAAAACAAAAACAUGCCGUCCCAUGACGAGAACAUGACAUACUG